AUGAACUUGUUUAUCUGGAACAUUAAUAAAUAUUUAAAUAAAAAAAAAAAAAAAAAUAGUACUGAUACAUUAUCCAUAAUAGACGUUUAUUUUGUCAUUGUUCGUGCUGUAAAAGGAACAAAUAUAAUUCUGUGUUUUUCUUAUUGCAGAAAUUCACUGGUUGAUGACUUGCUGUCUCCUUACCACCCCCUUUCUAAGCAUGGCCCAAGCCACAGCCAUCGUGAGACCAGAGAAUGUCUCCAUGUGAUUCAUGGAAACAAAACACAUGAGACAUGGCCUAGUAACAAUGAUACAACAUGGCCUGUGGCCUCCACCAGGACUUAUAUCUCAAUGUUUUCUGAUUUUCCUAAAAAGGCUGUUUAUGGACACUUUACAUUUAUCAAUAAUCCUCUGAGGACGGUCUCUGUGCUGGAGCCUGGGAGUCCUGGAGGAUGUGCCAAUAAUUUUACAACAACUGUUUCCGAAACUGCAAAAUAUGGAAAGUGCCUUGUGGCCCAAAAUGGAGGAUUUUUUAAUACUACAACUUUUCAAUGUCUUGGAAACGUUGUCAGCAAUGGCAGAUUAGUACAGAACUCAAAAGGAACACAAAAUGCCCAGUUUGGCAUUAGAGCUGAUGGUACCAUGGUGUUUGGCUAUCUGUCAGAAGAGGAGGUCUUAACUAAAGAAAAUCCUUUUGUACAGCUUGUGAGUGGAGUUGUGUGGUUGUUGCGGAAUGGUGAGGUAUAUGUUGAGCAAAGCAAGAGUGUGGAAUGCGACGAAACUCAAACUACAGGUAAUUUUGAUGCUUUUAUUAAUAAGAUAUCAGCUAGAACAGCAGUGGGACAUGAUACAAAGGGGCGUCUUAUUCUGUUUCAUGCAGACGGACAGACUGAUGGGAGAGGCCUAAAUUUGUGGGAGGUGGCCAAUUUCCUAAAGGAUCAAGGAGUUUACAAUGCCAUAAACCUUGAUGGAGGAGGAUCAGCCACUCUGGUACUUAACGGGACCCUGGCCAGCUAUCCUUCUGAUCACUGCCUGAAUGAAUCAAUGUGGCGCUGUCCACGAAGUGUGUCUACUAUUAUCUGUACCCAUGAACCGUACUGUGAUCCCCCUGACUGUAGAGGCCACGGACUGUGUGUUGCAGGAGCAUGUCAUUGUACUGGCUACUGGACAGGAAGUUCCUGUGAUGUCCUUCGCUGUGGCGCUUCAAACUGUAGUGGUCAUGGGAAGUGCACCCAGAGUAUGUCAUUCUACCAAUAA
Molecule: messenger RNA, 1236 nt
Organism: Staurois parvus
Lineage: Eukaryota; Metazoa; Chordata; Amphibia; Anura; Ranidae
Source: the annotation of a GenBank genome assembly